UAGCGAAUCGUCAAUGUAUAAGCAAACAUUAGUAAAUUUUUGUCAUCAGGGUUAGGUGUGCCAAUAUUAUGCUUCUAAAACUUGUUGAAAAUAUUCUUACAAAUGAAACUGAAGAUGUCUUGAAAUCAAACUAAGCAAAAUGACUGAGCAAAUGGAGGGUACGGAGAAGAAAGAACCAUUCAACUUGGACGGCAUCCUGAAUGAAAUUGGAAGUUUUGGCAGAUACCAAAUAAUACUUAUCACCCUGCUGUGCUUGCGAGAUUCCUUUCUCUACAUGUGCAGUCUUAACUUCGUCUUUGCAGCCGCUGAUGUGUCUUUUAGAUGUAAUGAUAAUAUUAUAUCGACGAGCAGUAAUGGUACUUUAUCAAGCGAUUCUGUCUGCCCUUGCCAGGAUAUCGUGUACGAUAGUUAUGAUAGCAUUGUAGCGGAGUUCAAUCUAGGAUGUGAUCCAUGGAAACAAACGUUGAUUGGAACCGUCCAUAACGCUGGACUAAUGCUAUCAAUAAUAGUUACUGGAUAUUUAUCUGACAGAUACGGGAGGAAGAACAUGGUUAUAUUCAGUACUUUGACCGUAGCCAUCCCUGGCCUACUCAAGACUUUCGUCUACAACUACUGGCUGCUUCUAUUUUUUGAGUUACUUGAAUCUGCUCUGGGUUAUAGCAACUCGUCUAUAGUAUUGUCAUUAGAAACAGUGAGCGAGAAAAAGCGAGUAAAGUUUCUGUGCGUGACUGACAUCGUGAGUACCUUGGGCGGAUCGCUUUUCGGUGUCAUUUCGUGGAAAGUUCCCUAUUGGAGACACAUGCUGAUGAUAAUUUAUGCGCCUCUCUUGGCUGUGGUAUUUUACCAAUACAUUAUGGAUGAAGGGGUUAGAUGGCUGUUAUCACAAAAUAGAAAUGAAGAGGCAGUUGAUAUAUUGAAGAAAGUAGCAACAAUUAAUAAUGUAACCCUGUCUAAUGCAAGCGUUGAAUCGCUGCAUACAAUAGCUAAGGAAUCUAUAGAUCAAUCAAAUUACAAGGUACAAUCAUCUGUAGAAAAAACACCAAUAAUAUCAGCACUAAAAUCAAAGAAGAUACUUCUACGUAUAUGCCUCAUAGCAGCUUGUCUGUUCUGUUGCAUGUUCGUUAACAUGGGCACGUCUAUAUACGCCGUCAAUAUCAACGGCAACAAGUACGUCAACUUCACAGCAGUGAUGCUCGCGUCUAUACCGACGAGAAUCGUUACUGCAUUCACUCUGGACAAGUUUGGGAGGAGAGCACCUAUUUGUGUGGCAUAUGGUCUCUCUGUUGUGACGUUUGUUGCGUCUGUGUUUGUGUCGAAAUCCAUCUGGUGGGCGUCCCUCGUCCUUUAUUUACUAGGCAAGAUGUGCAGUAGCUACGGGAUAUUCGCAGUGUGCGUGGUCGCCAUGGAGAUAUUCCCGACCACUUCACGCAACAGCCUCACCAACAUCGCCAUGUCAUUUGGUCGACUUGGCUCAGUAUUGUCGCCCCAGGCUCCACUAUUGGAGAAAUACAUGCCUGGACUUCCAUGUGUCGUGUUUGGAUUAGCAGCCGUCGGACCAGUAGUCCUGGCAUUCUCUUUACCGGAAACCACCCAUCAGCAACUACCGCAACAAAUUAAAGACGCUGAAAAUAUUGACAAGAAUAAUGUAAAACAAUCUGUAUCGGCUUAGGAAUUUUUAAUAUUGACAUCGUCAAAUUUUCUAAAACAAAGGCUCUUGAUUAUAUUAUGAGUAAUUAAGUAAUUGUUCAUUGUUUAUCAAAUAUAAUUUCUCUUCUUCCAUUCAUUCUAAAUCGAGUAAGAGACCUAAUCAAGAUAUUAACGAUUGGUGACAUUGGCCCAUAAAAUGCUCUUACAAAGAUCUAACUGCCGAUUUGUUUCAGUAUAUGUACUCAAACGGAGAAUCUCUUAUGUGUUAAGGUGUUAAGUUAAGCUCGACAUGUCCUAAUAGAUUUUUAAGGAAGCUUACGUUAUUUACCUUGUUAAUGUAAUCUACGAAAUAUAAAUGGUUAUCUAUUCAAUAAAACCAGAUGUAUAUCACUUA
Aricia agestis (brown argus) is the source of this 2041-nucleotide messenger RNA. RefSeq names its product solute carrier family 22 member 1-like. The transcript is spliced from 10 exons. The record is from RefSeq and is a predicted model, not a curated record. The coding region runs from base 140 to 1669 and encodes 509 amino acids. Gene Ontology annotation, molecular function: transmembrane transporter activity. Lineage: Eukaryota; Metazoa; Arthropoda; Insecta; Lepidoptera; Lycaenidae. Gene Ontology annotation, biological process: transmembrane transport. Gene Ontology annotation, cellular component: membrane.